UCCAGCUGCCACUCUCCCCGCAGCCCGGCCUCCCGGAGCCAGCAGCUGUAGCGCCUGCCGGGCUCCCGCUGUCCGCCUGGCCCGGACCCUGCUCCCGCCACCCGCCGAGGACAUGGAUGCUUCCUUGGAUGCAUGGGACCACUUCUACACACCUUUGAUAUCCUUGUGGGUGAACAGGUUUUAUGUGUACGUGGGUCUUGCCUUUGGUGUUAGCCUGUGCAUCUGCGUUCAAGUUGUCACCAAAAAGCUUGGUGACAGAUCAACAGGGAAAUCAUCCCUCCAGAAGCUCCCCAGCUCCCAUGGCUCCUGUGGCCCCCUGGCCCCCGUGGCCAGUGGUCCCACUUCCCAUCAGAAGAAAGAAGUCCAUGUUUCUGGAGUGAAGAUCUUCUAUGCUUCUCAGACUGGUACUGCAAAGGGAUUUGCAACAAGUCUCGCCAAAAGGGUGACGGCUCUUGAUUUGCCGGUGGCGGUCAUUAAUUUGAAAGAAUACGACCCCGAUGAUCACCUGGGGGAGGAGGUAACCAGUAAAAGUAUUUGCGUCUUCCUGGUUGCUACUGCUGAUGGCCGGCCACCAGACAGUGCAGAGUGGUUCUGCAAAUGGUUAGAGGAGGCUUCGAAUGACUUUAGAUUUGGCAAGACUUAUCUGAAGGGCAUGAGAUACGCAGUGUUUGGAUUGGGAAACUCGGUCUAUGAGAGCAACUUUAACAAGGUCGGCAAAAACAUCGAUAGAUGGUUGUGGAUGCUCAGUGCCAGGAGGGUCAUGACCUGCGGGGAGGGCGAUGGCAAUGUGGUGAGGAGCAGGCACGGGAGCCUGGAAGCUGACUUUGCUGCUUGGCAGGCCCGCUUCCUUUCCCGGCUGCAGGAUCUAAGCCGUGGCAGCACUGGCGAGAAGAAGGCCUGCCGUAGCAGCCACCGCCGGGGCAGCUGUGAAAAAGGCGGAUGCAGAGUCAAGAAGAAGGGCAAGGGCAUGGGGGCCAGUGGGGCCCCACCAGAAGCUCCAAAGGAGAAAGAACAAUUUGAAACCACGAGUGAGGAAGAGUCGGGUGCUGAAGAGGGCCAGAGCCGCAGCUCAGUGAUGGAUGUGGAGGAUCUGGGCAAGAUGAUGAGCAGCAUGAAGAAGGCAAAGAAAGAAAAGGAGCAGCAGGAUAUGGAACUGGAUUUGUCCUGGGAUACAGGGAAGAAUGAAGCCCAGGAAAAGCGAGAGAUGAUCACUCCAGCGCUCCGAGAAGCCCUUUCCAAACAAGGUUAUCAAUUGAUUGGGAGUCACUCCGGAGUGAAGCUGUGCCGCUGGACCAAGUCAAUGCUUCGGGGCAGAGGAGGCUGCUACAAACACACUUUCUACGGCAUCGAAAGCCAUCGUUGCAUGGAGACCACCCCAAGCCUGGCAUGUGCCAACAAGUGUGUCUUCUGCUGGAGGCACCACACCAAUCCCGUGGGUACAGAGUGGAGAUGGAAGAUGGAUCAGCCUGACAUGAUCUUACAAGAGGCCGUUGAAAAUCACCAGAACAUGAUCAAGCAGUUUAAAGGAGUUCCCGGUGUGAAAGCCAGUCGCUUGGAGGAAGGUCUGCAGGUGAAACAUUGUGCCCUGUCGCUUGUAGGAGAGCCCAUCAUGUAUCCAGAAAUCAACCGCUUCCUGAAACUGCUUCACCAACGUAGAAUUUCCAGCUUCCUGGUCACCAAUGCCCAGUUUCCCACGGAGAUCAGGAACCUGGAGCCAGUUACCCAGCUGUAUGUCAGUGUGGAUGCCAGCACCAAAGAUAGCCUAAAGAAAAUUGAUCGGCCACUCUUCAAGGAUUUCUGGCAAAGAUUCCUCGACAGUUUAAGAGCGUUGGCUACAAAGCAACAACGCACAGUGUACCGCCUGACCCUGGUGAAGGCGUGGAAUGUGGAGGAGCUCCAAGCCUAUGUGGAGCUCGUGUCCCUGGGGGAGCCAGACUUCGUCGAGGUGAAGGGUGUGACCUACUGCGGAGAAAGCUCUGCCAGCAACCUCACCAUGGCCAACGUGCCUUGGCAUGAGGAGGUGAUACGCUUCGUGGAAGAGCUUGUGGAUCUGCUCCCCAACUACGAAAUCGCUUGUGAGCACGAACACUCCAAUUGCCUCCUGAUCGCGCACACCAAGUUCAAGAUUGAUGGGGAAUGGUGGACUUGGAUUGAUUAUGACCGAUUCCAGGACCUCAUCCAAGAAUAUGAGACCAGCCAUGGGUCAAAGACCUUCAGCGCCAAGGAUUAUGUGGCCAAGACUCCCCAUUGGGCAGUCUUUGGGGCCAGUGAGCGAGGUUUUGAUCCCAAGGACACAAGAUUCCAGAGGAAGAACAGAUCUAAGGACAUCUCUGGUUGUUGAGACUCAGACUUAGUUGGGAGAUGGAAGCUGGGACCAUAAUGGCCCCAGAACUGACUAGUCCUAAUUAACUGUGUGAUCACAAGGACAAAGAACUCAAGUGAAUUUUCAUGCAGAGAAUAUUAAAAAAUCAGAAUUCUUGGGAGAAGCCCUGCAUUUGAAAAGGAAAGGCAGAGCCCUAACCCUUCAAGAGCAUGGAAUUCAGGCCUUGGGUUUCAUUCUAGGACUCAUGGUUUUGCCUCUUUUAGAUCUAAGCAGAGAAAUGACCAGCAGAUCUGAAUACCAUAGGUGGACUUUGACUCAAAGGGCAGUGACCAUGAUUAUCAUGUCUGGUGCCCACCUGGUGUUAAGGGAUGAGCUGGCGUGGGCCAGGUCACCCUGAGUGGUGAUGCCCCUCUCAGUAUCCAGACUCAUUGCACGCAUUGGGCAUUUGCCCUCCUGGAGUUCAGAUUGCUGGUCUUUUAGAAGAGUAGUUCCCAAAAACCGUCCAAUUUGCCAAGAAUGGAAGUGGUUUUACUGCUUCACGGUUAGCUCUUUACUUUUCUGACUCUGUGCCAGCCCCUUGUGAAAUGGGAUUGGUCUUCAGUCAAAAUCUACUUUGCAUUCUGUGUCUUUCUGUUUCCACGCCACUUCCUAAAGAGCUAAUCCAUGGAUGGAUUAGAAUGAAAGCCUCUUUGCACCAGGGUAAUUGCAAUGUGAUUGCAUUGGAGUAUUUCUCCCAGCCAGAUUCCAAAACCAGGAGGACAAUUUGCUUUUUAUGCAAACAAUAAAUUUCCAGGCAUCUUACAGUCAUGCAUAAAGUGGGCCCCUGUCUUCCCUUCAUUCUUAGAGCUAUUGCUGUUCACAUGAAUCUUGAGGUUCAUUUCUUCGCCAGCGGAGAGCUCCCACAGUCCCCAGGGCUUGUUUUUUUUUGAAGGUCAUCAUGGUUAUUUUAAAAAUGCCUUCAUCCCAGGAACUAAGCUUAAUAAAAUAUUCUUUUUGGAAUGCUCGGAACACCAGUUUUCUUUUGAUUGUAUUUUUUACAAAUGUGUCUCUUAACCUCUGAAAAGUGACUCAUAGAGGCUGGAAAACUGCCAAAAGACGAAGUUUGACUGUCUUGUGCAACGACCCACAUUUGUGCCGUGUGGCCCGACCCUAGCACCUCAGCGGACUUGACAGUUUUCCCAUGGAAGGUGGCUGCCUACAAGAAAGAGAGCUCAAGUCCCUUGAUUCUAAGGGGGUUUAUCAGACACUCAUGGUGGCAUAAUUCUUUUGGAAUAUUAAAUCAUGUGGACAUUCCAUCAGAAUAAUGAUGGCCUCCUCCACCUCGUUGAUGCCACUUACAGAGACCUGCCGAUGCCAACACCCCACCCACCCAAAAAUAUUUAAAGGGAAACCUGGUCAUGUCUUUACAGCAGUGCAGCAAGGGUGGGGGGUGAGUGUGGGUGUGGGUCGGGGUAUUUGGAUGGAAGAGGACCAGACUUAGAUCUGAGUCCUUGCCCUUGGGUGACUUUGGAGGCAGGUGGGAGGUAGGGAAGGAUGCUGCUUCUCUCUGAGCCUCAGUUUCCUUCCCUGUGAAAUAUAUUUAUCAUCAUCACUCGAGGUUGUGAAUAUCAAAUGAGACAAUGCAUAUUAACCACUUCAUAAGCACAAAGUUAAGAAAUGGGGAAGAAUGCCACCAAGCAUGUUAUUUUCUGUUGAAAGAUAGAGGAGUGGGAGGACUAACGUCUCUCCAAUAACAUAUGGAGCCAGUGGUUGAAGAUAGUUGGGCAAAGGCUUAAGAACAGCAUAGUUUAUGAAAGAGUCAACUUAUUUUUUUUUAAGUAUCUGAUGAUACAACAACAAAAAACCCUACUGAUUCUGGAGUCAGAGUCAAAUCCUUCCCCUGUCACAUAGAAACAAGCUACUCUUGUUUAAUUCUAUAUCUUGUUUGUACACAGCUGCACAUUGUCUUUGCUGUUAGACCACAAUUGUUACCUCUGUUGGAAUGUUUCCUCAUCUGGAAAAAGAGAAGGUUGUCCCAGCUGGCCUCUGAUGAGGGCCUUUCUAGCUCUCUGAUCUUGUAAUCCAUGAUGUCAUGAUUGUACCAGUUGUCAAUGGGGGCGGGGAUUGACACCCUCCACCAUAUGACUGAUUCCAUGCAACCCAUUCCCAUCACCAGGAAGAGAGCUGAGAACUUCAGUCUGGCUCACAAUGGAAUCGUAGCAUCAGCUUCAUCUAGUUCAUAUAGACCCACCCCGCUCCAUCAAUAAAUCCUCGGGGCCCUGUUUUCCUGCUAAUAAGGUAGUGAGACAAAGUCACAGCCAGCCCAUGGGGAGAGCUGCAGUUAUUCAGGCUGGUGUCCACACGUGAACUUUCGCCCUUCUAGCCACAUGUUCCCGUCCAGGAAAAAAGACAGCAGCGGCAUCUAUGGAUGCGGGGGAAGAAAUUACUUCACACUAAUUCAAAUAGGCAUUUUUAAAAUAGCCUGAAAAUUCUGCGACCCAUCUUCCCCUCUUCUCUUCCCCAUACCUACUUCUCUUUCACCAACUUCCAUGCAGAAUGAGUCUGCGAGUAUUUGCGUAAAACAGGAUCCAGCAGUUGGCUUCCGUUUUGUAGAUGAGGUCAGAUUUGAUUCCAAACAACAUGGCAUUUAGUGGAGUGAAAGACUUCCUAAUCCGUUUUUGAUUCUUUCAGGGCACACUGCAGGCUCUCUAUUUAAAAUACUAAUGAAUGGACAUUUCCCGGGGCCCUAUCAAUUUAACUCAAAUUAACAGUGACUGAUUCUGCUGGCCCGAAAGACAUAUUAGUACUGAGUGCUUUUGUGACUCACUCCUUGCCUCGAAUCUGGUGAUGGGUUUUGUCGCGAUGACUGGGUUCUGAAGGUGCCCAGUCCGGCGGUCUCGAUUCUGUUUGUGCUUCUUUUGGACGAGAGAUGCUCAUGUUCUGAAUAAUCGAAAUGACUUCAUGAGCCACAGUGUCUGGGAGUCUUCCUUCUUGCCUUCAAGAAUCGUGAUGAGUUAGACAUUCAUGCAGCUUAGAGAGAGAAAAAUCCGGGAGCACUGAUUGCUAGCACAAAGAAGUCAUUUCUGAAUCCUUAGCGUGACUGACUCAGCCAAGGUCUGCCUCUCUCCUGGUAGAUGGAAGCCAGAGGGUUUUGCAGGAAUUCUGCGUGAACUCACAUUUUGUAAUUAGUUCCCAGGGCCACCUUCCCCAGCGUGGUUGCAAACAUGGUGUUAUGUUUCUCUUAAUCAAGGCAGACCUGGACAUUGACUUCGGGAGUGCUCAGAUAACAUCUUCACCUUCUUUCUCGGUUGUGUGUUGAGGGACUAAUUAGUAGUCAUCAUGUGAGUGGUUAGAUGAGGAAGGUGUGCUGAGUGUCAUUAAGAGCCUAGCCUUUUCAAUUAUAUUUCGACUUUCAAAGCGGGAUAGAAUGUGUUAUGGAAGCAGGAAUAUCCUGCUGGGUUCCAGUCAUCGGCUGCGGAUAUGUAAGGGGACUGGAAGUAGCUGGGCCGGCUUUGGGAGAUGUGUGUUUUCACUGUACUUGUCUCUAAACGGGAUCUGUUGGAGCCAAGAAGGGCAGAAUGAGGUGGAAAUGUCUCUGUCCCACCUUGUUUGUGGGGUCUUAGCUCUAGAGCUUGAAGAGAACUUAGAGGUCAUCUCAUCCAAUCCCUUUGGUUUACAGAGGAGGAAACUGAGGCCCAGGGAGGUAGAGGCACUUGGGACCCUAGUUCUAGAGCUGGAAAAGACAUCAGAGGCUAAGAGACUCAGGGCCAUAUGACGAGGAUGUAUUCCAGUCAGGAUUUGGACCCAGGUUCUCCUAGGACCCCAUUUUUUAUCCCAUUUCUAUUUCUUGUUUGCACAUGGCUACAUGUUGUUUCCCCCCUUAGACCAUGAGCUUCUUGAGAACAGGGA
This is a messenger RNA of Phascolarctos cinereus (koala), 6211 nucleotides long. NCBI's taxonomy places the organism in Eukaryota, Metazoa, Chordata, Mammalia, Diprotodontia, Phascolarctidae. The record is from RefSeq and is a predicted model, not a curated record.